Colletotrichum lupini is the source of this 801-nucleotide messenger RNA. RefSeq lists its product as uncharacterized. The transcript has a single exon. The coding region runs from base 1 to 801 and encodes 266 amino acids. The record is from RefSeq and is a predicted model, not a curated record. Lineage: Eukaryota; Fungi; Ascomycota; Sordariomycetes; Glomerellales; Glomerellaceae.
AUGAAAGCGACUCUUAAAUCAAACUUGAGGUCUUUGUAUACAAGUCUUUGGUGUAGCAAAGGAUCACUGCUACACAGCCCUCUCGCCCAACGCUGUACACAGCAACGUCCCCAGCCGAAGUUCUCAUCCACGACCAUGCCGAGACGUACCAGAGCAAGUCUACAAGCUGAGAUCAAGGACGAAGCAGGAUCUUUACCUAUGCUAGCUAGCAAUGGAAUUAUUCCACCAAACUCCUCGGAGUCAAUCCCAACGCUGCUCUUCGAGGAUCACUCCAAGUGGGAGAGCUACUUGGAGAACUCGUACCAAAAUGCACUGGGCGUUUGGCUCAAAAUUUCCAAAAAGAACGCCGAAAAGCCAACAGUCACGUAUGAUCAAGCGCUCGAUGUGGCGCUAUGCUUCGGCUGGAUCGACGGGCAACGCAAAGCCUUCGACGAGCAGCACUUUAUCCAGAGGUUCACACCACGACGGAAGAACAGUCUCUGGUCAAAGAGGAAUGUUGACAAAGUUGCGGCUCUGACACAAGCAGAACGCAUGAGACCAGCUGGACAGGCUGAGGUUAACGCCGCCAAGGCCGAUGGGCGAUGGGAUCGAGCCUACUCUUCUGCAAGCACGAUGGAAGUGCCUUUAGACUUUGCGGAGGCGUUGCGCCGCAACAAUGAGGCAAACAAGUUCUUUGAUGCUUUGAAUAAGACACAGCGGUAUGCCUUCCUGUGGCGGAUCGAGACGACGAGACGUCCAGAAACGAGGAAACGAAAGAUAGACCAGUUUGUCAAUCUUUUAGCUGAGCACAAGACAGUAUGA